Molecule: messenger RNA, 1410 nt
Organism: Lichtheimia ornata
Lineage: Eukaryota; Fungi; Mucoromycota; Mucoromycetes; Mucorales; Lichtheimiaceae
Exons: 4
Coding region: 1-1410 (469 amino acids)
Biological process (GO): transmembrane transport; carbohydrate transport
Cellular component (GO): membrane
Molecular function (GO): carbohydrate:proton symporter activity
Source: RefSeq, a predicted model, not a curated record
AUGGUUCAUGACCACACCUCCUCAAAAGGCGCUUACCUUUCAUCCAUGGUGGCUGCCAUUGGAGGCUUUCUUUGUGGAUUUGAUACUGGUGCUACAGGAGGUGUGCUCACUAUGGCACCUUUUCGGCAACGUUUCUUUACAAAUGAACACCCACCAUCCUCCUCCUCAUCGGAAUACCUUGAAGGAAGUUUCUUGGCAACCUAUCUCAUGAUGGCAGCUAUAGGCUCCUUUUCAUCCGGUUACUUUUGUGAUCGUUGGGGUCGUAAAUAUACCAUCAUCCACGCCAGCUGGCUUUUUUGCAUGGGUAAUUUGUGCAUUGCCGUGGGAUCCAAUUUGUCACUUGUAUUGGUGGGUCGUAUGCUUGCAGGAGGAGCAGCGGGUCUCAUGUCAAAUGCCAUUCCGAUCUAUCAAGUGGAGAUUGCACCACCCCAAGUCCGCGGACGACUCAUGAGCUUCUUUACGUUGAUGAGCAUCAUGGGACAAGUUGCCGGUUACUUUGUCACGUUUGGAACCAGCUAUCUGAUGACGAGCACUGAUUGGUGUUGGCGUACGCCAUACCUGUUGCAAUGUUUUGUUAGCCUUGUGUUUAUCUCUUGCAUGUUGCCUAUGCCCCUAUCGCCUCGAUUCUUGAUUACCCAAGGGCGUAUCCAACAAGCUCUUGCAACGCUAAAAGACCUCCAUGGCUCAAUCGCGGAAUACGACUCGAUCCAAAAAGAAAUCAGCAUGAUCGACUCUACAGAAAAGGCAACUCUGACGGAUUUGAUGUGGGGGCCCGUGCAUCGUUAUCAAUUUUGGAUCAGCGUGUUUAUUGUCACUGCCACUUCCAUGACAGGCACAGCUGCAGUAUGGUAUUAUGCACCUCAAAUUUUUAUUGCAGCGGGAUUGACGAAUGUAUCAUCAUCGAUUGCAGCUACAGCUGGCAGUGGGAUAGUAUCACUGAUAGCCACGGCGAUAUCCUUAGGAUGGUGGAUUGAUCAUUUGGGUCGACGACGAUUAUUCCUUUGGGGAAGUGCCGUGAUGAGCAUUAGCUUAUUUACCGUGGGGGUUGUAUUUGCACAUGGUGGUGGUGAUGAUCCUCCAUCCACAGCAGCUCUUUGGAUAAUUAUCUUUUCAAUCUACGUUUUCAUCGCCGCCUUUGCAGCCACGUGGGGUGUUGGCACGUUUGUCUAUCCAGCAGAAAUCUUUAGUACACGAUGCCGAGCACUCGGCCUAGCGGUGGUUUAUGGCUUAAGCUGGGUGUAUUCAACUCUCAUUGGUUAUGGUGUCCCCAUAUUUCUAUCACGCUCAGUGGCAGGUGUCUUUUUCUUUUUUGCUGCAUGUACAGCAACAUCCAUCAUUGGUGUUUGCUUUAUACCCGAAACCAAAGGCGUUGCCCUGGAAGAAUUACAACCCCUCUUUCAUUCUCUUUAG